This is a messenger RNA of Diaporthe batatas, 942 nucleotides long. RefSeq lists its product as uncharacterized. The coding region runs from base 1 to 942 and encodes 313 amino acids. The transcript is spliced from 2 exons. Gene Ontology annotation, molecular function: hydrolase activity. Lineage: Eukaryota; Fungi; Ascomycota; Sordariomycetes; Diaporthales; Diaporthaceae. The record is from RefSeq and is a predicted model, not a curated record.
AUGGCACUCAGUUUCUUGGAAAUCGUGGACAAGAUUGACAGCUUUCCAUAUUAUGCAAAUGACCCUGCGGCCUAUCAGGAGUUCAUGAAAGACUACUUCUACUUCAUCAUCGAUGGGUACUCCAAGCCCUUGGGAUACGUUCACCACUCUAUCAUUGAGAGAGUCGACUGGCCUGACUAUUGGACCAUCGAUUCCGAAGCCCGGACCUUGCGCCUCUGCGUUCUAAACGAUCACAAUGCCUUCGAGGAGCGAUCCAAACUCGUGGAUGCCACAAUCUCGAUCGCGCAGAAGCAGGGAAAAAUCCCAGAGCUGUGCUGGAGAGGAGACCCGACUCCCGUCUACACGCAUGAGGGUGAGCACGUCUUCAACAUGAACGACCUAGGAAGUCAGCUCUUUGGCGUCAUCUCAUUUGGCGUGCACCUGAUUGCAUGGAAUCCCACAUCGCAAGGCAGGCAAUACUGGCUUCAGAGACGGUCCAUGAAGAAGCGCAUGCAUCCCGGGAAGCUCGACACGAUGGCUGGCGGGGGUAUGAAGCUCGGCGAGAAACCCCUUGAUGCGAUGGCCAGAGAAACGUUUGAAGAAGCCAACAUCCCGGUGGAGUUUUCCUUGUCACAUCUGAAAAAUUGCGGGGUGAUCUCCUAUCAUCUCGACUACAGCUUCUUGAAUAACCCGCUCUCCAUACCGCAUGCUUUGCAUGUCUUUGAAAUGGAGUUGCCCGCAGAUCUUGUCCCAGAACCAAACGAUGGGGAGGUGUCUUGUUUUGUUAGGAUGAGCGAGGCGGAAGUCAUGGAUCAAUUGUUCAAAGACGAUUUCAAACCUAUCGUGGGCAUACAAUGGGUGGCGCAUUUUUGUCGGAACGGAAUUUUAAACCCAGAGAAUGAGCCAAGAUUCCUGGAGAUCUCAUCAAGAGUACAUAGAAACCUUGCUCCCUUUAUAGUCUAA